AUGGUGGAGCACCAUCUUGUUCAGAUACAGGGUUUCAGCAUCUUGGAUGCUACCUCCGGAAUUCUGGGGACACGAAAUUGCUCGGGUUUUCAAAGUCGCAAGCGCAAAGUCGUGUUCACCGUCAUUAUCAUGGCCAAGCCCAUCACAGGGUGUCUCAUUACUCUCGCCAUCACUGUUCUCGAAAAAACGGGGUUCAAGGCCAGGGUUAUUACUGCUGCUGGCAAGGUUGCCACCGACCCGACGAGCCAUUCUCUCAAAAGUCCAAACUUCAAGGACAUUUUCUCACUCACAGCAAUUCUAACUCUCGGCGCAGACAAGAACUUUAAUUGCUCCGUAUGUGGAAAAGCAUUCGCGAGACAAGCAACUCUCGAGCGUCAUGAGCGUAGUCAUCGUGGGGAGAAGCCUUUUAAAUGCAAGGAAUGCGGCAAGGCUUUCACAGAUAGCAGCGAGCUCAAGACUCAUUCUCGUACUCACACUGGCGAAAAGCCAUUCAAAUGCACCUUUCCAGGCUGUGACUUCCAAACCGGUGAUUCGUCGAAUAUGUCUAGUCAUAAAUUAACGCACAGCGGACGAAGACACAAGUGCACUUUUCCGGGUUGUACAAAAAGUUUCACUCGUCCUGACCAACUCAAGCGCCAUCUCAAAACCACCCACAAACUUGAGAACAGCCCUUUCUCUACGAGUCCGACUUUCCAAGUCCAAUGCAGAUAG
Molecule: messenger RNA, 711 nt
Organism: Talaromyces atroroseus
Lineage: Eukaryota; Fungi; Ascomycota; Eurotiomycetes; Eurotiales; Trichocomaceae
Exons: 5
Coding region: 1-711 (236 amino acids)
Biological process (GO): regulation of transcription by RNA polymerase II
Molecular function (GO): RNA polymerase II cis-regulatory region sequence-specific DNA binding; DNA-binding transcription factor activity
Source: RefSeq, a predicted model, not a curated record